Molecule: messenger RNA, 4442 nt
Organism: Gryllus bimaculatus (two-spotted cricket)
Lineage: Eukaryota; Metazoa; Arthropoda; Insecta; Orthoptera; Gryllidae
Source: the annotation of a GenBank genome assembly
UGGUGGCACUGCGCGCAGCCGCCGGUGGGAGCGGCGGCGGCGGCGGCGGCGGCGCUCGGCGCGCCGUCCCGCGGCGCGGACACUUCAGUCCGAAGCAGCGUGCGUUCGCGGACGGUCGGGGAAGCGGCAGCGAUGUCGCGGCUUUUGGUGUUGGUGUUGUGCGUGUGGCGGCCCGCGGUGGCCUUCAACCUGCUGCCCAGCGGCGCCGUGGUGCUGUCCCCGCCCUGGCGCCCGCCGCAGGAGGCGCACUUCGGCUACUCGGUGGCCCUCGCCACCAUCCAGGGCAGCAGCUGGGUGAUCGUGUCGGCGCCGUGGGCCAACUCCAGCUUCGAGGCCCCGAGGUUCUCGCGCAGCGGCGCCUUGUUUCGCUGCGAGCCGACGGGCGGCGGCUGCAAGGAGAUGUACUUCGUCCAGGGUGAGACUGAUGCUGGCUUUGAACAUCCUUUAAACAUUAACAAUGGAACUCUUGGAGGAUCAAUGGACGCGUUACUAGGGAAUGAUGGGAUGGUGGUAUGCAAUCCAGCAUAUAAAGAAAUGCAAGAUAGUUAUUUGCUUAUGCCUGGAAUGUGCUACUGGCUUUUUGACUUGAUGGCUAACGACGAUUAUGUUGAGAGACGCAGGCUCGUUGGCAACGUAGGUAACCAAGCGUUUACAAUAGAUGGCAUUUCAGUGGAUGAUCAUGGGUCGCCUCAAAUAGGAUUUUCUGUUCAUCAGCUACAGGAAGAAGGUCAAACCAUGUUGAUUGGAGGUCCCGGCUUAUUUGCCGGUCGAGGAACUGUUUCGCUCUUUCGCCAUGAUUUUCGAGAAAGUCGAGCAAUGGAAAAUUAUGGAGUGGCGGUUUCUGCAUUGAGCAACGAUUCUUAUUUUGGUUAUGCGGUGACAGCCGGAAAAUUCCAGUCUUCGGAUGUUUCGUCAGUUCUGUUUGUGGGCAGCGCCCCUCGGGCUGAUGAUUUACGAGGAAAGGUGUUAGUAUUCAAUUAUAAAAAUCUGUCGGAAGAUAUAGGUUUAUCAACUAUCAAUAUUAAAAAGGAACUGAGUGGAGAAAAAACUGGGGAGUAUUUUGGAGCAUCUCUCGCUGCAGCUGAUGUGAAUAAUGAUGGCAUUGAUGAACUUUUUGUGGGAUCACCAUUAUAUAGUACACCAGGAUCAGGAGAUGAAGGGAAAGUAUACCUAUUUAUGACCAGUGGAAAGAAUAAAACUGAAAUAUUGAACAUUAAAGAAGGAAUCAUGCCAAAAAUUAAAAUCCCUGGUGGAAGGUUUGGAACAGCUAUUGCUGCUCUGGGUGACAUUGAUAAAGAUGGAUUUGGAGACAUAGCGAUUGGUGCUCCCUAUGAAGAUUCAGAGAGAGGGACAAUCUAUAUAUUCUAUGGAAGUCCUGAGAGCCCCUACUUGAAGUACGAGCAACGCAUAAAGGCAACAGAUGUAGAUUUACAUCUCAAAGGAUUUGGCUUCAGUUUUUCUCGAGGAGGAGAUAUUGACAACAAUACAUACAAUGAUUUGGGAGUUGGUGCCUAUCUAUCUGACAAUGCUGUAAUAUUAAGAACUUCACCCAUACUAAGAUUUAAUUCUUCACUAAGAAUUGAUUCUGCAAACAACAAAAUACCCAUGUAUGGUGACAGCACUACACUCACAGUUUGUGUGAGACCCAAUGAAGUACUGGAAAAUACAGGUGUGGAAGUCAUUCUAAACAUUGACCCAGUUUUCAACAGAGGAUUUAUAAAUGGCAAUAGAAAAUUCAGAUAUAAUCUUACUUUGACUGCAAGAAAUGCAAAGGAUGAUUGUCAAUCAUUUCCUAUGACAUUAAAAAAUAACACAAAAAUAUACAAGCCUUUGGAAAUUGAGAUAAGCUACAGGAUCAUUUACCCAAAACCAAAAAAUGGCCAGUUUUGCAAAUUUUGCCCAAUUUUGGACUUUAAAAAACCAAAAUCAUAUCAUUACAUUCACUACCAGACUGACUGUGCUGGUCAAGUAUGCAAAACCAAUCUUGCAUUAAAAGGAAAUUUUACUGGUGUACGGUCUCCAUUUGUAAUAGGAAGCACAAACCAAAGUAGUAUUGAAAUGGCCCUUGAAGUGUCUAACUCACUGGAGGCUUCUUAUGAAACAUAUGUGACAAUAACCUUUCCAUCAGCAAUUAAACUAAGACAAUAUCACCAAUCAUGUGACAAAAAAGUUAAUUCAACGGAUGUCACUGAACUGUUUUGUGAAGUUCCUUAUAUGCUUAAUAGAACAACAAAGCCUUUUCUCCUUAAUGUUCAAUUUGAUAUAAAUAAUGUUCCUUGGGACAUCAAUCAGUUACAAGUUAAUGUUUCGGUUGAAGGAUCAGGAGAAGAACAAAAUCUUGCGGAUGAUAAAAUUACAUUAUUUCUUGAAUUGAAACAUGUUGCAAAUGUUUCAAUUAAGGGGCGAUCAAGUGCUGAGAAUAUUCAAUUUGCAAUAAAGCAAAAUGACAGUGAUGAUUACACAUACCAUGACAAAACUUUUACACACACCUAUACAAUUAUUAAUAAUGGACCAAGUCCUAUUCAUGAACUAAAUUUAAAAUUUUUAAUUCCUCACAAAGUGAAAGAAUCUGGACAAGACAUAGUUUUUCUUAAUGUAAUUCCUCCACGAUUUGUAUUUGUUGAUGCAUCUGGAUAUGGACAGAAAUCAUCUCCAGAAUAUGAUGCAGUGUCUGAAAAAUCUAGAGAUCAUCAAUAUCUGAAUUUGGAAUGUUCAUUGCCUGAGGUGGAAUGUCUAGUAGUGUACUAUAAUACUACAGAUACAAUAUAUGCAAAAAAUGGAGUUACCGUGUCAUUUGAAAUAACUGGCCUCCUUAAGUCAUUAGGUCCUCAUCUUAAACAAAGUGGAGUGAUAGUCAGGACUGUGGGUAAAAUAGAAAAUGAAUAUAUAUUGGAUCAAGAUCUUGAUGGAAUCACGAUUUUCACUUCUGAGGCGGAAACGGUACUCUCUGGAAAAGUAGUGUCUCAGGAAAGAGUGAAGGACUGGAUUAUAGUUCUAGCUGUUAUUUGUGGAAUUCUCAUCCUGGCAAUUAUGUGUUUUGUAUUGUGGAAGCUGGGCUUCUUUAAAAGAAAUAAACCACCUACUUCUGAAGAUGGAGAAGUUGAGAAGCCAGAUGCGGCUGAUAAGAUGGACACCGAACCACUUUAUGAAGAAAAUCCUUAAGUUAUUUGGAGAUAUAUCUUCAAGAGUCAAGAAAUGUGCGAGUUGAGAAUGGUGUUUGAGUGAAUGUUUAAAAUUUAUUUAUAUGUAUUGAGAUGUGCAAUGUGUGGGCGUGUGAAUGACGUGCAUUUAUUGAGAGACAUUUUACAAAACGUUAUGCCAAUGUUUGUUGUGAGCUCUUUAUAAGAGCAACUGAAGACUGCCAAAGAUUUUUGUUUUCACAACUUGUUUCUUGGAAAGCCUCGUUUCAAGCAACGGCUUAGUGAACAGUGAGUUUUUAAUUGCCAUUUAUCGAGUAGUUCAAAUCUUAUUUAACAACGAAAUUACUCUUGAAAACGGAUAUUCGGAUAUUGCUCGAUAAGAAAAUAUUUUCUGACUUAAUUGGCGUGUGAUUAUGUAGGGUUACUAUUUCAGUAGAAUUUUACAAAAUAAAACUCGCAUCUGCGAUAUUUGGAACGAUACUGGUUAGGCUAUUUUAGGAAGUACUUGACGACGGUAUAUAAGUGUCUUGUGUUCAAAAAUAACACUUUACAAUUGAAAUGAGGCUCUUGCCUGUGUUCUUUUGCAAGAGAGACAUUUAUUAACUGUUCUACAUUAGAACAAGACUGAAAAUGCUUUAGCGAAGUUGCCACAAUGGCAAAGCAACUUUUGGAAGAGAAACAUUUAUUGACUGUUCUAUUUUAGAACAAGACUGAAAAAGCUUAAGCGAGCGAAAUUACCACGAGCAGAAUAAAACCAAAUGGUUAUGUGUAUAAAACAAUAAUUUUGUCCACAAAAUAUAAACGUUUAAGUUAUAUUAAUUUCUUAAUUUACGGGAAAUAUUUUAAUGAUAAUUAAAGUUGCUUUGCUGUUAAUGUGUGCUUUAUUUUAUUACUUUGUUACAACCUGCAUACCGCGCGUAAAAAUAUUUUUGUAAAUCGAUUAACACUGUGGCGUAACGUCAGUGUGAAAUAAGGGUUUAAAGAACGGUAACGUGAGUUUUUCAGAUUUAUUAAAAAAGGCUAAUCUCACUCACGAUUAGCAGUACGUAGAAAUCCAUAUUUUUAUACGAUCGUAGAGAAAAUAUUUUUACGUAGUAACAUUUUUCGACGUGACAAAUAGAAACCUAUAUUGAACGCUUCAAGUCUGAAAGUGAAGUAUACAUACUUCAUACAAGAUAAAGAUUAAAUUCUCGAACUUUUACGGAGAAAAAUGAUGUCCAUAAUGUUAUCGGUAUUGUCUGUUUCUUGAAACGGAGCUUCCCUAACAUAUUCAGUUUAAACAUUAAAUUUCACUGACAUUUU